Molecule: messenger RNA, 4369 nt
Organism: Argiope bruennichi
Lineage: Eukaryota; Metazoa; Arthropoda; Arachnida; Araneae; Araneidae
Gene: tapas
Product: tudor domain-containing protein 7A-like
Exons: 26
Coding region: 274-3804 (1176 amino acids)
Source: RefSeq, a predicted model, not a curated record
UGCAAAUGGCACCUUUUUUAUUUUUCAAUGUGCUUUGGUAUUUUGUUUUUCCGAACCUAAAGAUUUAGUUAAAUCAUUGCGAUUUCGAAAAACAUCGAUUUUAUGUGACUUUCUUUCAACGCUUGGUAUUAAUACUAGCACAAAUGCAUGAAAUACGCUUUCAUUAAUUUUUGCAUUUAAAUGAUACGAGUUUAGUUUCGUAUUCAUUUGCACUUGUCACCUGUUAUUACAGGUCUGUAAUCAGUACCUGAUAAGUUUAACAAUAUCCAAACAAUGGACAGACAAGAAUUAAAAGAAAGUGUUCUAUUAAAUCUGAGAUCUGUUACUCAGAGCUGUAAAGGAGGUGUUCCUCUUUACCGUUUAGAAAGGGACUACAAAGAUCUUUUAGGCACUCCAAUUCCUUUUAGAGAACUAGGUUAUAAUUCUCUUGAAGCAUUUAUUCAAGAUAUUCCUGAUGUAAUCAGUCUGAAAAGGAAUAGGGAGGGUCUGUUUAUGGCAGAAGGUGUUGCUGAUGCAGCCACAGCUCAUAUUGCUAGUCUAGUGUCCAGACAAAAGCAAGCAAAGCCUUCAGUGAAAGGAUCACGUAAAACUUAUUUUUCAAAGGGAAGAGGUGGGUUUUCUUCAAGAUAUCGCCCCAGAGGUGGUAGAAGUUCUUAUGGGAGUUCGAGCAGUGUACCUUUACAGCCAUCUGGGAAAGCUUACAAACAAGAUAAAGUUUCAUAUGAGAAUCAUUCCAAAAACUCUGUGCCCACUUCUAAAAGUCCUCUUCUUCCAUCUCCUAAAGCUAACUCUGCUUUUUCAAGACUAGAUAGGCCUGUUAGGAAAAAUGAGAUUGCUCCUCGUUUCAUAAGGUUGAAUCAAAGAAGAAUGGAAGCUGCAGCUACCCGUAAAUAUUCUCCUCCCAGAACUCCACCUGAUAGGUAUUCACCAAGUCCCCGUGCUUCUCCUAAAGGAUGGAUUUCUCCUAGACCAUCAGCAAUUGAUGAUGAAUCAUAUAAUCAGUACAAUGGGAACAGAAUACAAAACACUCCACGUCCUUUACUUUCCAGAAAUAAUUUUGGGAGACUAGACAGAUUCAAGCAACAAUUAGAGAAUGCCAGAACUAAUAAAGAAUAUGUGGAAAUCUAUGCAAAGGCAAAUGGUUAUAAUUUUAAAUAUAAAACAAUUUUUUGUGGCCAGAAGAAAAAAGGUUUUGUUUCAAACUUGGAACUUGAUAAAAAAACAUAUCAGUCAUAUCCUGAGGUAGCAAGAACAGAAGAAGAAGCUGAAGAGAUUGCUGCUAAAGCUGCUGUUGAAGAUAUUAAGAGUAAUACAGACUCUUUGGCCUCUCUACCUGAAACACCAAUUAGUAAUGCAGGAGAAAUUCAAAUCCUUCUUAGUCGAAUUGAAGAGAUUGUGUAUUCUAAGCCAACUGGAAUGUUCAUUAAUGGCAUUGUGCGUGAAUAUGAAAACAAAUUUAAUGAGUCUUUACCUAAUGGCUGGAUGGAUAUAUUAAGGCAGAGCUCUGUUGUAAUUAUGGAAGAAGUAGCUGUAAAAUUUGGUAAAGUGCCCGAUGGAACAAAUUUUAUUGUAAAAGUAAAUAAGAAUUCAUCUGGAAGCACUACACCUUCUGAAGCAUCUAGCAAAGUCAAUGCUGAACUAUUAGACCUUGAUAAUGGUGAUUUUUCAUCAAAAGAUGAUUUUGAAGACUUUUAUCAACCCCAAGUUCCUGAAUUAACUAUUCCAGAUGGAAAUGAGUGGGCAGUGUAUAUUACAAACACUUCAAGUGCUUUGGCUGCUCGUUUAAUUGAUCAUGAUGCUGACUUCUAUAAUAUGUCGAAAGCAAUGUCUGCAUUCUAUGAUUCUCAAACAUUGCCAGUUCAAGUUGUCUAUGAAAGACAUUUGUAUGCAGCUGUGGGAGAAUGCAUUAAUGAUGAGUUAGUGAUGCACAGAGUUCUUGUCAACAGAGUCUUUGAUAAUGAUAUUGUUGAGUGCUACUUUGUUGAUGAAGGGACAUUUGGUGAAAUCCCUAAAUCUGAUUUACAAGAAUUGCAUGAAGAUUUCUUGAUGGUACCUUACCAAGCAGUUUACUUUUCCUUGGAAGGCCUUGAUGAUUUUGAGCCAUAUAUGCAACCAGAACAUUUAGAAUCUUUGUUAUACAAAACAUUUAUUGCUGUGGUCAAAAGAUCAUGUUCAUCAAUCGAAGAAUUCUUGCCGGAUGAUCCUGGAGUUCAUCAUAUUGUGUACUCAGUUUUAUUGUACGAUACCAGUGAUAAUGAAAAUGAUAUCUGCAUUAAUGAUUUUGUAAAAAAAUUGCUGAUACAUUCUCUUGAAUGUAAAUUUCCAAAGCCCGGUGUAUCAUCCAGAGGAUAUUUAACUCAUGUUACCAAAACUGGAGAAAUUUAUCUUAGGUUCUUACAUCCAGAAAAUAGUUGGCUCGAAAUUGAACUUCAAAAACAUUCCAAAAAAUUUGAACAAUCAUGUCAGGGAGAUAUUAGAUUGGAGCCUGGAAAAAUGUAUGCUGCUAAAUAUCCUGUAGAUGGAAAAUGGUAUAGGGCACAAGUUUCCAAUAGUACUAGCAUUGUUACAGAUCCACAGAUGGUUGAAGUAAUAUUCAUUGAUUAUGGUCAUCCAAGUCUUGUUAAAAAAUCUGAAGUAUGUGAAUUAGAACCCUAUAGUGAAUUUUUGGCAUCACUUGGACCACAGGCUAUUAAUUGUGAGUUGCACAAUGCUUUGCCAUCGCCGAACAAUAAAUGGACUGUGGCUGCUAGUGUGAAGCUCAUAGAACUUGCUCCUUUCAAUGAAGAGCUUAUUGUGAGAGUAAUCAUUGAAGGAGACAGUAAAUCUCUUCCUAAAGUUAGUUUGCACAAACGAAUUUAUAAUAAAGAGGAUUCCUUUAUCAUAUCCAUCAAUGAAACUCUUGCCAGCAGAUUGGAUGCAUCUGUUACAGAACCUGUGGCUGCUGCCAAAGUUCCCACACAAUUGAAUCUUCAUCACAAUGUAGGUUCUCAUUUAUCUAAAGGUUCGAGCAUGUCUGAUUUUGUACCAAGAGUAGCAACACCUGUUGAAGAAAGUCUAAUCAAUUCCAUCAGAAAAACAAGUGUAUCCACUCCAUCUAAUGAUGGUAUUGAUUGGUUAAUGACUCCUGAAAAUAUAAAAAGCCCCGAUGCUUACGACGAUGAAUCUCCUGCUCCUCUUAAUCCACCAGUGGUUCCAAAUAAAGGAGAGAUAUUUGAUGUGUAUGUAACUAUGGCUGCUACACCUCAAAAUUUUGUGGUUCAACCAUUAAAAUCUGCACCCCAAAUGACUGAGCUGAUGAGACAAAUGAAUCAGUUUUAUUCCAUAGAGGAAAACUUAAUCGAUAUGCAUCCAACAUUACUUAAGGAAAAUGGGUAUUAUGCUGCUCUACAUUCUCAAGAUAAUUCUUGGUAUAGAGUUCAGUUAUUGUCGGUCUCCCCUUCUGAACCUUAUUUGGCCGCUGUUUAUUAUGUUGAUUUUGGAGAUAUCAACACAGUGACUCUGCAAAAUUUACAGAAGUUAUGGAACCAAUUCAGAAAUCUUCCAUGCCAGGCUAUAAAAGCAACUCUUUCAGGUGUGUUGCCAAAGGAAAUGGAUUGGAGAGCAGAGCAUUGCAUUCAGUUUAAAAAUAUGGUGACAGAGAAGAUGUUUGUUGCAAUUGUCCAAAACAAAGAUUUGAUCGAUGAAUCAGACUCAUCCGUGAAAGUGGAACUCAUCUUAAUAGAUACUAGUACUCCUGAUAAAGAUAUCUAUAUUCAUGAACUUCUGAUUGAAAAAGAAAUGGCCCGUCCAGCACCAAUUAAAUAAUUACAUAGAUUAUUAGACUUCUUUUUGAAUUUAAAGCAAUCAAAAAAUAUUUUAUUUCCACUAUGUCAUAUAAAUUUGCUCAUGUGCCUCAUUGAAUAUUAACAGCAUGGGUAUAACUGCAAGAUUCCUGAUUGCAAAUGCAACAAUUCUUCAGAACCUAUUGGUGAUAAAGUUUGUCGAGCACUGUCACAUCUAAUGAUUUAUCUGUGAUAUUAUGUAGAUUUUUCCAAUGUUAGCAAUUUAUCUUUGUUCUGGUAUUGCUCUCUUUAGUCAUCCUCAUCUAGUAUGGUUGUUUAACGCUCUAUUUCUGUAUGCUCAUUUUAAAUGUAUCAUUGUGGUUGUGUUAAAGCUUUGUUGUAAGCAAAUUCCAAAGAGGUGUAUUAUGAACAUAUAUAGAGAUAUUGUAUUAAGAAUUUUUUUUUUGUUAAAAUUGUAGGCAACAAUAAAAUAAAACAAAAAAAAAUAAUUCUAUGUUAGUCCAGAAAAAUUCCAUAUGUGUUAACCUGAUUGUUUGUAUUUUGUUUCUCAUUGUGGAGUUUUAAAUAUUAAAGAUGUAAUAAAUACU